ACUCAUGUGAUUAUUAUAUGCUUCAAUUCUUCCACGGCAUCGCACCACUUAGUAUGUUUGUUCUCUACUCAUCAGUCAUCUCCAAUUCAGAGAAAGUGCGACAGAGAAGACAAACAACAAUGGGCAAACGAAGAGAGAAAAAUUGGGCUUCUGCAUUUUAUUAGGAAUACCCAUAUCCAUUUCCAUUUAUAAGAUCUAGCCCAAAUACCACAAAUAAAAUCUCUAAAUUUUUUGUACGAAUUUAGACCCAAAAUCCUUCCUCAAAAUUAAAUCUGUGGUCCGGACGAUCUCAUAUGAUUAUUAUUAUUAUUAUUAUUAUUAUUUGCUCUUAUUCCUCUACGACACCGCACCACUUACUCUUAUGAAAAAGUGGGAUUCUCCAGCCCUCCUGUUAAGAUGGGCAUGUAAGCCAAGACCUAUCCUGUAAUCCCAACAAGCAAAUUAAACUGAUGAUGUAAAAGUCUCCUCCAGUCCGUUUAACUCCAUAAAAAAAAAAACGCACUUCGAUAAACCACCUUUCAUUUCAAGACAACUCAACACUUAGAAUUCACACCAACACCUAUAGCUUAGCAAGCUGCUUUGUUUCUCCACAUAAACUCCAAUCCCCAUUUCAUUCAAGAUGUAGACCGCCACACAGACACAGCCCACAAAGGAACAGAAAAUUGAGCCCGCAACGCCAAAAGCGAACUCGCCUUAUGCAAACAAAAACAAAUGAAGCCGAUCCAGCAGAGGAGGAGGAAGAGAAGAAGAACCAUAACCAAUAAAUAUAAUAAUGUCACGCAGGGCCAGAAGGGUGUGCGAUGUGGCAGCAUGUGCUUCGAAUUGCCAGAAAUCGACACCUCCUGCUUCCUGCAUGAACACCCCUAAUACCCUUCAGCCACGCCACCCCCCCGACUCCCAUACUUUAUAUACCCACCAUUUCUUCCCUUCCCUUCUCAUCUUCAUCCCACCAAUAUUAUUAGAUACAUCACAACAAACAAACCACCAGUUUUAGUUUCUCUCUUCCCCCACCCAAAAAAAAAAAAACAAUGAGUAGCACCAUUUGUGCUGAUCAUCACCACCAUCACCUCCACCAUUACAGUCCUUCCUCCUCUCCCACCGCUAAGAAGCAGCUCUUCAAAGACCUCGACAUCCCUCCUAGAAAACUCCUCCUCACCCUCGCCCACCACUCCACCAGAUCACCCAAAUACCACCGCGAUUUCGGCGGCGGCCUCGAAGACUCUUUCGACAUGUCGCAUUUCUACAAACACCUUCCCUGCAAUGAAGCUGACAGGCCAGAUCUGGAUCUGGACGACGAUGACGACGAUGAUGGCGACGCCGAUCCUUACUCCUCGGACCACUUCCGCAUGUACGAGUUCAAGGUCCGGCGGUGCACGCGCAGCCGGAGCCACGACUGGACCGACUGCCCCUUCGCCCACCCAGGCGAGAAGGCCCGCCGCCGCGACCCCAGGAAGUUCCACUACACGGGGACCGUCUGCCCGGAGUUCCGCCGCGGCGGAGGGUGCGCCCGGGGAGACAACUGCGAGUUCGCACACGGGGUGUUCGAGUGCUGGCUCCACCCGUCCCGAUACAGGACCGAGGCCUGCAAGGACGGGAAGGGAUGCAAGCGGAAGGUCUGCUUCUUCGCUCACACUCCCCGCCAGCUCCGUCUCCUCCCGGAGAAGGCCUCCACCGCCGCGGCGAGGAAGAUCAAUCACCACAACCAACACCACCAUCAUCAGCAGCAUCAGGACAUCCACCACUGCGGCGGAUGCUUGGCGUGCCGCGGAGGAGGGAGCUCCUCCUCCGUGGCUUCCUCUCCGACCUCCACUCUGCUCGGCAUGUCACACCUCUCCCCGCCGCUGUCCCCGUCGAUGUCCUCCUCCUCCCCGCCGAUGUCGCCGGCGGGAAUUCACCACCGCGGCGGCGGCGGCGGCGGUGGAGGAUUCGCUCACCGGCUGAGCAAGUCUCAGUCUCGGCUGGUGAGCUACAAGGACAUUCUCACCGAGCUGAUGUCCUCGCUGGAGGCCAUGAAUUUCAGCGAGGAGGCUGCUGCGGCCGCCGUAGCGGCCGCCGUGUCGUCUCCCCCUUCCGUGAGCUAUGAUGGCGGGAGCGGUGGUGGAAGGAAAAUGAACCUCAGCGUGAAUCCAUGGGUUAACGAGGUUUGUUUCAAUUCUAUUGGGGAUGAGAAUUACCAUCAUCAAUUGGAUCAGCAGCAGCAGCAGUUCGUUAUGUCGCCGUCGACUCCGAACUACGCUAAUUCCGGGUUCGAUAAAUAUUUGAUUGGUGCGGGUGGGGAGUAUUUCCCGGCCAAGAUCAACGGCCCAGCAGAUUCCGAGUUCGUGGCUGGUGCGGAGAGGACGAUGGGGAGUAACGGUAACGAGGUGGAGAACGGCGGCGGUUGCGACCCGGAUCUUGGAUGGGUCAAUGAGCUGUUGAUGUAGAAGGAGGAAGAAUUGGGCUUGGGCUUGGGCUUGGGCUUGGGCUUGAGCUUUUGUGUAGAUAUUGUUUGGGAGUACGGUGUCGUUCCAUUCCGCAUGCAAGCGACGGCGGUGUAUACAUGAGAGAGAGAUUGAGAUGAGAGAUGAAGGAAGAGAGAAGGAUGUGGUUAAUUAAUUCCGGCCUGAGAAUAAAAUGAGAGGGGUGAUUAGGUGUAAAUUAAUGAUGGCGUGGGUGAAGGGAAGGCAGGCAGGCAGGGAUAAUUUUUAUUUGGUUGUGUUGAUUUAUGUGUUUUUUUUUUCGGGAUUGUAUGUUGUCAAUUAGUUUUUUGAUUAAUUAAUGCGCACGAUGGAGUAAUAUGUGAAAAUGAGGGAUUAAUGGAAGAUGUGAAAUGAGGGAGAUUUGUACUGAUGAUGAUGACAAAGAGAGGUUUUAACAAGUUGAGCUUAUUUGUAGCUUCCAGUUGUAUUACUCGAUCUGCUUUGCUUUUCAUUUUAUGAAAUUUGUACGCUCAAGUACUUAUCGAGCUUAAUUAUGAUCCGAUUGAGUUUGUCAUCUUGUUAGAAUCUUAGGAUCAAACUGCAGAUCAAUACUUUUUGAUUUAAUUGGGUGGUUCGAUUUAAUCCGGUUCAAAUAUUAAUUUAAUAUUUUUUCAGUAUGUAUGAUAAAAUUCAGAGGAUCCUUCAAAUCAGUAUAUGAUAAUUCAAAGGAUCAAAGAUUAGACGGUAUUACAUUCGGUAUUUAAUUUGGUUAAGCUUUGUAGCUUCCAGUUGUACUCUGCAUUCCUUUUCGUUUUAUGAAAUUUGUACUGCUCAAGUACUUGGUCGUGUGCUUAAUUAUGAUCCACUUUAGUUUUAGUCAUCUUGUUAGAAUCUUAGGAUCACACAGAUCAUCAAUGCAUUUGAUCUAAUUCAGUUGUUUGAUUUAAUCUGGUUCAAAAUUCAGAGGAUCAAAGAUUAGACUAUAUUACAAUUUACAUUCGGUACUUUAUGAUAGAUUGAUCUGGUGUGGUGAGACUCGAGAACUAACCCCAUCACACACUUUAAAUACGAGUAACAUCGAAUUAUUUUGGAGCCCAAAUCUCAACCUUCUACUCGUUGUCCUUCUUGUUUUGUCGAAAUUAUAAAUCGUCGACUUUUCUAUUAGAACGGAAUGUUAGAAAGGCGGUUAUGGGUUGGCUAUGCUUUGGCCUUUGCCCUCUUGUGAGUAUUCCCCAAAGAUGAGAAUUCAGUUACUGUGUUAUGUUACCCAUGAAUAGAUUGGAAUACAAAAUCCAUUUAUUACGUAUAAUUUCAUAACUCAAUUAUAUUAAUUGAUUUGGGAAGAAAUAAUAUAUUAGAUCUAAUGGUUCACAUUAUAAAAAAUAAUAAGGCAAAUUCAAAACUUAUGGAUUUUUAAUAGGGACUGUGCUUUAAGGAUUUCCAAGUGGCAGUUUCAAUGGUGCACAAAUACUCAAUAAAUCACAUCUCAUUUCUUUAAAUUUUGAUUCAAAAAAUAUCUUCAUAGAAAAUUUAGGUUUUUGUGCUUUGCAAGAUGCCAUCCAUUUAAUAUUUUAGCAAAAAAUACUCCUGCAAUCUUAUUAAUGUCAUAUGGUAACGUCAUUAUGCAGCAUGGUCUUAUGGCGUUGUACAGUGUUAGUAUAGUGAUAAGAUUAUGAUAUGACAUGACAUUAGUUAGAUUCUAUUGUGGAAUCUUAUCAUAAUGGUAUAAAGUGAAUAUAUAUGACAGUGAUCGUACAAUAUGAAGUAUUAUCAUUAAUUUUUAGCAAAAAAUUUUCCUUCAUUUUGCUGUCGGUUUUUACCAUAAUGGUAAGAUCAUAAUAUAAUAGUGCUAAGAUG
This is a messenger RNA of Linum trigynum, 4256 nucleotides long. Lineage: Eukaryota; Viridiplantae; Streptophyta; Magnoliopsida; Malpighiales; Linaceae. The record is from the annotation of a GenBank genome assembly.